GGGACUUCCGGCGUCGCUUCCGGAGUCAUUUUAGCCUGGGGGUCUGGAGAGCGCUGGGGGCGGGCUCAGGCCCGGGGUCGUGCCUGCUGCUCGCCGGCUGGCUUGAGGGGCUUUGACAGCCGUUUCCGGGACAACGCCCCCCGCGGAGACCGAUGGCGGUGGACGCUGUAGGCGACUCGGUUCGGGUUCCUGCAACCGCACAAGUGCUGAUGGAGUUCGCACAGGACUGUGUGACCUUUGAGGACGUGGCCAUUUCCUUCUCCCAGGAAGAGUGGGGGCUUCUUGAUGAGACUCAAAGGCUCCUGUACCUCGGUGUGAUGCUGGAGAACUUUGCACUUGUAACCUCACUGGUUUAUUGGCAUGGAAUGGAGAAUGAAGAGAUACCUUCUGAGCAGGUUUCUCUGGAAGGAACAUCACACGUCAAAACUCCAAAGAGAAGUGCAUCCACCCAGGAGACUCACCCCUCUGAAGUAUGUGUCCCCCAGAAAGACAUUUUGCAACUGACAGAUCAACCUGCACAGAAACCAUACUUGAUGGGGACACACACAAACUUUCAGCAGGACCGCAAUAUCCAGAGUUCGGAAGAAGCCUUGAAAAGAGAGUUGGAUAAUGUUUCAUUUAGGAAGAGCUGCAGAGUGCAUGUGUCAGGAAAGACUUUCACCUGGGGGAUGGUGGGAAAAGACUUCUCUUCCACAUUGGAUAUUAUCCAGCCUCUGGCCAUUCCCAGCUGUGAGAAGUCAAACACAGUCACUGAGUUUGGGGAGACUUUUCCUAUUGGAAUAACCCAUUACAAGUGGGGUGAAUUAAGAAAAGCUUCUAGCCACAAACAUACUUCUGUUCACCACCCAAGAAUCUAUACUGGAAAAAGGCUUUAUGAACCUACCAAAUGUGGGAAAGCCUACCACUGCAAGUACUCACUUACUCAGCUUCAGAAAAUGCACAACAGAGAAAGGCCUUACAAGUGCAGUGUCUGUGGGAAAACUUUUAGCCAGACCUCCCAUUUGAAUGACCACCGCAGAAUCCACACUGGAGAAAGACCUUAUGAAUGUGAUCAGUGUAGGAAAUCAUUUAGCCAAAGAGCUACCCUCAUUAAACAUUACAGAGUUCACACUGGAGAAAGGCCUUAUGAAUGUGGUGAAUGUGGGAAAUCCUUUAGCCAAAGUUCUAACCUCAUUGAACACUGCAGAAUUCACACUGGAGAAAGGCCUUAUGAGUGUGAAGAAUGUGGGAAAGCCUUUGGGUCCAAAUCCACUCUUGUUCGGCACCAGAGAACUCACACAGGUGAAAAGCCUUAUGAGUGUGGUGAAUGUGGGAAAUUCUUUACACAGAGUCACAGCUUGCUUGAACACCGGAUAAUUCACACUGGAGCAAGGCCUUACGAAUGUAGCCAAUGUGGCAAAUCCUUUGGCCUAAAGUAUGGCCUCAUUCAACACCAGUUAAUUCAUAGUGGAGCUAGGCCUUUUGAAUGUGACCACUGUGGAAAAUCCUUUAGCCAAAGGGCAACCCUCAAUAAACACCAUAAAGUUCACACUGCAGAAAGACCUUAUGAGUGUAGAGAAUGUGGGAAGGCUUUUAUGUUCAAAUCCAAACUUGUUCGGCAUCAGCGAACACACACUGGAGAAAGGCCUUUUGAGUGCAGCGAGUGUGGGAAAUUCUUUAGACAAAGCUAUACCCUCGUUGAACACCAGAAAAUUCACAGUGGAUUAAGGCCUUACGAAUGUGGCCAAUGUGGGAAGUCCUUUAUCCAAAAGUCUGGUCUCAUUCAACACCAGGUAGUUCACACUGGAGAAAGGCCUUAUGAGUGUGGCAAGUGUGGGAAAUCUUUUACGCAACACUCUGGUCUCAUUCUCCACCGAAAAUCUCACACCAUGGAGAGGACUUGUGAAGGCAACAAAUAUGGAGAAGGCUAUGGAGACCUUAGGGUGAAGGUUUAGCAUCGUUUAACUCCUGAAAGUCCCUACUUUAGAAAGUCCUUAGAUUUAUAGGGAAUGUGCUGUUUCUUUUUUUCAGUUUUAGCCUCUGUGGGAACCACUUCCCCGAAGUUGAACCUCAUACUUCCAGGUAUCUAGCAGGAUAAGAUUCCCUGUGAGUUCUAAGUAUAGAUGAGGCUUAGAGGAGCUUCUGUGCCCAUUCUAAACAGUCCAAGUCCCUUGCCAGUGUUCUGUCUCUGCCACCUUUUUUUUUAGGAGCCAUUUUCCUCUACCACCUUGCAGUGUUGUCUUCAGUUGCUUCAGCAUGGCUAAAGGAAAUCAAAUAUUGGCUUAUUUCCUGGAGGAAGUCUUAAAGAGCCUGGGCCUUUAGGGGGAGUUCAUUCCCUUUUCUGACUGGUUACAGUGUGCAUCUGACCCAUUUGUUAUUUGAAGAUCUGAUCUGCAGUCUGCUGGAGGCUUCAAGGAAUGGCUGACCAUGAAAAUUCUUAGUCUCAUGUGACACGAUUGAUUUUUGCAGCCUUCCAUUCACCAGCUGGUAACUCAGCCUCAUACUGCCCUGGUUCAUGGACUAAUAAAUGCUUUAUUGUUGAAUCUA
Messenger RNA from Chinchilla lanigera (long-tailed chinchilla), 2526 nucleotides. It is a transcript of the gene Znf416, whose product is annotated as zinc finger protein 416. Gene Ontology annotation, biological process: regulation of transcription by RNA polymerase II. Bases 153 to 1934 code for a protein of 593 amino acids. Gene Ontology annotation, cellular component: nucleus. Gene Ontology annotation, molecular function: DNA-binding transcription factor activity, RNA polymerase II-specific; RNA polymerase II transcription regulatory region sequence-specific DNA binding. The record is from RefSeq and is a predicted model, not a curated record. NCBI's taxonomy places the organism in Eukaryota, Metazoa, Chordata, Mammalia, Rodentia, Chinchillidae. The transcript is spliced from 4 exons.